Cornus florida is the source of this 975-nucleotide messenger RNA. RefSeq lists its product as uncharacterized. Lineage: Eukaryota; Viridiplantae; Streptophyta; Magnoliopsida; Cornales; Cornaceae. The transcript is spliced from 5 exons. The record is from RefSeq and is a predicted model, not a curated record. Bases 1 to 975 code for a protein of 324 amino acids. Gene Ontology annotation, molecular function: nucleic acid binding.
AUGGCCAACCCUCCAGUGAUGAUGCCUCCAAUCAAGAAGCGGCCUUUAAGAUUAUACUUAUUGGCCGCUGAUGAAUCAAUUGGAACACUUCUAGCUCAGAACAAUGAAUGGGGAAAGGAGCAAGAGCCUAGUGCCAAUGUGGACAAAAGAAUUCAGCUUUUGGCACCUUAUUAUAUUUUGAUUGAUAAAGAUCUCUACAGAAAAAAUAAAGAAGAUGGACUUUUGCUAAGAUGUCUAGGCAGGAAUAAGUCCAUGAGAGUGAUGGCAGAAUUAUACCUUGGAAUAUAUGGAGCACAUCAAGAGCAUGGCCCGGUCCAAAGAGUUCCAGCAAUCAACAUGCAGCCGGUAGUAAAAAUAUGGCCAUUCAGAAGGUGGGCUUUGGACUUUAUUGGAAAGUUAACACCAUCAUCUGCAGAUGGCCAUACUUAUAUUAUGGUAGCAACAGAUUACUUUACAAAAUGGGCAGAGGCUAUUCCAUUAAAGACCUUUCUUGAUUAUUGUGCUGAGUGUGGCGUCCAAGUGAUCAGUUCCAUUCCAUAUCUUGCCCAAUCAAAUGGACAGGCUAAAGCUUCCAAUAAGGCUUACAGAAAUUCAAAAAGAUCAAAUACUGGAGUCACACCAUAUAUGCUUACAUAUGGACAUAAUGUCGUUCCUCUAAUAGAAAUGACCAUAAGGUCUGCAAGGGUGGCUUUCCAAAAUAAGCUUACUCCAGCAGAUUAUGACCAUGCCAUGUUGGUAGAAUUAGAAGACCUUGACGAAGUUCGUCUUAAUGCCUUAGACCAUAUUAUUGCUCAAAAGAGGAAAGUCAUGCGGGCAUACAACAAGAAGGUUAAGGCAAACACAUUUGUUAAAGGAGACCUGGUAUGGCAAGUCAGAUUUCCACCAGGAGUUAAAAAUAAGGAAUAUAGAAAGUGGACCCCUAAUUGGAAGGGUCCUUACUUGGUGGAACGAGUCCCUGGAAAAAAGGGCUUAUAG